This is a messenger RNA of Strigops habroptila (Kakapo), 482 nucleotides long. RefSeq names its product activated RNA polymerase II transcriptional coactivator p15-like. The coding region runs from base 83 to 463 and encodes 126 amino acids. Gene Ontology annotation, molecular function: transcription coactivator activity; DNA binding. The record is from RefSeq and is a predicted model, not a curated record. Gene Ontology annotation, biological process: positive regulation of transcription initiation by RNA polymerase II. The transcript is spliced from 5 exons. Gene Ontology annotation, cellular component: transcription regulator complex; nucleus. Lineage: Eukaryota; Metazoa; Chordata; Aves; Psittaciformes; Psittacidae.
UAGUCGGGGCUGCUGCCAUUUUCUCUAUCUUCUAUUUUCAGUUGUCGGGGGUUCGGCGCCUCCUGGCCUGGAGCAGGAGAGAAUGCCUAAGUCAAAGGAACUUGUGUCUUCAAGUUCAUCUGCUAGUGAUUCAGAUAGCGAAGUUGACAAAAAGGUAAAGCGGAAAAAGCAAGCAGCUCCAGAAAAGCCUGUAAAGAAACAAAAGACUGGUGAAAGUUCCAAAGGCACAGCUGCUUCUAAGCAAAGCAGUGACAGAGAUGAGAAUAUGUUUCAGAUUGGCAAAAUGAGGUAUGUCAGUGUUCGUGACUUUAAAGGGAAAGUCUUAAUUGAUAUUAGAGAAUAUUGGAUGGAUCAAGAAGGUGAAAUGAAGCCUGGCAGAAAAGGUAUUUCUCUAAAUCCAGAACAGUGGAACCAGCUGAAGGAACAAAUUUCUGAUAUUGAUGAUGCAGUAAGAAAACUGUAAAUACAGAGCCGUAUAGAAA